Messenger RNA from Actinia tenebrosa (Australian red waratah sea anemone), 2178 nucleotides. Its product is annotated as adenosine receptor A3. The record is from RefSeq and is a predicted model, not a curated record. NCBI's taxonomy places the organism in Eukaryota, Metazoa, Cnidaria, Anthozoa, Actiniaria, Actiniidae. Gene Ontology annotation, cellular component: plasma membrane. Gene Ontology annotation, biological process: G protein-coupled receptor signaling pathway. Gene Ontology annotation, molecular function: G protein-coupled receptor activity.
GUCUGCGUUUGGUAGUGUCCUUAGGGUAUUAACAUCCACACGUUAAUACUGAAGCCGAUGCUGUACCUCUCAAUCUCUCUACUUCACGUUAAACAUCAUUUAGUUAGAACCACUACAAGAUGUCAAAUUAAGGACUAUCUCAACGAGAAGGAAGCGUAAUUGCCCUGCUAAUAUUAAACUAGUUAGUUGGAUAGUAAGCGGCUGUCAUUGGAUCUCCUCGAUCAGUUAGAAGUUGGGAGACGGAGAAGGCGUGUCCAACACGUGUAUAAAAACACCUCGCCUGAUCGUACUUGGAAUAGACCCACGUCUCAAUGUAUCUCAAGGGAAAGUCCUGUUAGACUCAGUCAGCUAUAGAUAAGAUCCCGACGACAAAGCUACCUUUAGGUGAAAGCAUCAAACGACUAGUCAUUCCUUUGACUGUGUUUAAAAGAGUUGAUCCACUCAAGAUUACUCUUUAAGACAAAAUGGCUAGCAACAAUACAACARACGGAGACCCAGGAGAAUAUUUCAUGGACGAAGCAUCGUAUUCCUUGGCGGAGAUCGUAGCCUGGUCUUUUGCUUUUGGCCUCGAAGGAUUUCUUAUUAUUUGUGGGAACAUUUUAACAAUCUCGACAUUUGUUGGGACUAAGCGACUUCGUCGACAAAGCACAAUACUACUUAUUAAUCUCGCUACUGCUGAUCUUUGUGUUGGUUUGCUAUCCAUCCCUGUAUUCAUCUACUACUUUGUUGAUUAUCUUUACUUUUUUGGAGAAAAUGAGGCCUUGGGGAUGACUCAUAGGAUAUUAGACGCUGGCACAGCUUAUGCCUCGUUAUUCUCGCUCGUGUUGGUAUCGCUUGAGCGCGUUCGCGUCAUCGUGUGGCCGCUGCAACACCGCCUCACAACAAGGCAGUUUGUCUUUGCAACGAUCGCUGCAGCGUGGAUUCUGGCGUUUAUCUUACCUUUCCUUGAUUACACGGAUACUGGUGUACCUGUAUCAUUCUAUAUUGCCGUGCCUAUGCUGGCUGUUUCCCUGAUCAUCAUGUGCGCAGCCUACGUGGUCAUCUGGGUGCAGGUCCGGUACAAACGACAGAAAAGCCACAGGAAAGAAUCAUCGGAUUUCGAGCGCGCCUUCGCUAUAACCUUACUUAUUGUGACCGCUACAUCUGUCGUCGCUUGGCUACCAUUUCAAGCGAUCCUGAUAAUCGAGACCCUUUGCGCGGAAAAAUGUGCCCCGGUGUCUGAUAACGUCCUUUACACCAGCAAGCUCUUGCAUUAUGGGAAUUCUCUUGUCAACCCUGUUAUCUACAGCCUCAGGUUUCCUGAAUUCAAGAAAGCAGCUUUUCGUAUUCUCAGCGUGAAUCGCCAUAGUGGUUCAAAGAAUAACGAUCCAGCACUUAUGCCAAUGCAAGAGAUCGUACCAUCACCCAAUCAGACGGCUAAUAGUUCUAUCCGAUGGACAUGGAARUCACGGAGCUUGCGCGGAUCCACGAAAAGUAACGGAAGUCCACGACUACAACUCAAAGAGGAGGAAAAACGAAGAGAGGAUUUACAAGAUUUAGUGGAGCAGUCAUAAAGUUAAAUUCUAAGCAAAAAUUCGCAGCAUAAUCAGAUUAUUACUACUGUCAUUAAAAGGUUGUUUGCGGAAGAUCGCAGAAAGAGAAAAUGUAUACUGGAAGGAUGAAAUCUGAGAUCACAGCUAAUCACGUAAGAAUAUCUUGAAAAGAAUACCAACCCGGCAGACAGGUAAUACAAAUGUAUUAUUUAAAAGAGGUUUCGGCAGAAAAAAAUCUAAUCCAAGGUUCAGACGUGCUUUAAUAAUGCGAGAUUACAUCUUAUAAUGGAAAGAAAAACAAGUUAAAGUGAAUUAGAGCGGAAAGAAAAACUCGAAGCAGCUUCUAUUUUUGGAAGGUAUGAAAGAACAAUGCUAUUUUAAGAAGAGAAAGGAGAGAAACAAAGAUUUCGGCGCUUGCUAUAAAGUGGGGCUCAUAGUCGUAAAUAGAUGGCAAAAUCAAUCAGGGCGCAUCGUAGACACAUAUAGAAGAGCUAAAUACUCAGAAACGUUAACGAUUGAGUGUUUAAUGAUUUGCUGGUAAUCAUCUUACUUCUAUGUCGGUGCGAGAUAAAUACUGCCAGAYGUAACAGUCGAGGGCAUUGAAUGGAAAAAAUACCUUGUGACAAAAAAAAAAAAAAAAAAAAAA